AUGGUCAACGUUAGUCAAGAAGCAGGUGCUUUUUUUCAAACCGAUGCAGAAAUCGCCAAACAGAAAGAAAAGGCAGCUAAAUACAAUUAUACAGCCGGUGAAGCUAUUAAACUAUCGUCGAAAGCUUUAGAGAUCAAAGUAGAUGAGGAUGGCCAGUACCUUUAUGUUGCUGAAUCUGGUUUUUUUGUCAGGAAAAUCUCAUUAGCUACUUCUAAAACUGUCAAAUUCUUCAAAGGGCACAAAGGGCCCGUUACAACAGUUGCAAUUUGCAAAGACAAACUUUGGACAGGUUCUUGGGAUAAAACAAUCAAGCAAUGGGAUAUAGCUACAGCAGAAUGCCUUGCUACAUUAGAAGGGCAUACCGAUUUUGUUAAAACGAUACUUGUCAUUGGCGACUAUUUACUUUCAGGUUCUUCUGAUUGCUUUAUUCGUAAAUGGCAUAUUAAGAAUGGUGACAAUAAAUGCAUUGCAGCGGAGAAGAAACAUCGUCGUCCUAUUGAAACAUUGGCCCCAUCUGAAAAUGGAAAAUACGUUUUUUCUGGUUCGUCUGAUGGCACAGUCCUUCAAUGGGAUGUAGCGACCAUGCAAGUGGUCAAAUCAUUUGCUGGACAUGAUACUAGUAUUUAUUGCAUACGUGUGUGGGAAGAAGAUUUAUGGACAGCAUCAGCCGAUAAAACAGUUCGCCGAUUCAACAUUAAUACAGGCAAGGAAGAUAUGUUGCUGGAACAUCCUGAUCGCGUGAAGUCAAUUGCAUUAGCUGGCCCUUAUAUCGUAACUGGAGCUAGUGAUGAUAACAUCAGAGUAUGGGAUGUUGGGUCAUCAAAGCUGUUAUGUACAAUUGAAGGACAUUUUGACGAAGUGGGAAGUUUAAGUGUGCUGGGAACGAUUUUAUAUAGUGGCUCUUUGGAUUGCUCUGUGCGGAAAUGGUCCUUGACAAAGGCAGCAUUAGAGAAAUAUAAUGAAGAAGCCCGUUUGCAGAAGCAGAAAAAAGAAGAAGCAAAAGAUACUGCUGAUGUAUUGACCGAGGAAGAGGAAAGGGAACUAGCAGAGCUAUUGCUUUCUGACAACGAUGAAUAA
Mycotypha africana is the source of this 1077-nucleotide messenger RNA. RefSeq names its product WD40-repeat-containing domain protein. The record is from RefSeq and is a predicted model, not a curated record. The coding region runs from base 1 to 1077 and encodes 358 amino acids. Lineage: Eukaryota; Fungi; Mucoromycota; Mucoromycetes; Mucorales; Mycotyphaceae. Gene Ontology annotation, molecular function: protein binding. The transcript has 2 exons.